AUGCCGUCUUUUAGGCGAGGUUCUGCUAUGAUGGACGAGAAUGGCCCGUACAGCAAAUUUCCGGUCGGUGCUGCGUUGUUGACAGAUGAUGACACCGUUAUUUUGGGUGUCAACUGCGAGAAUGCCUCUUAUGGUGGGGCGAUAUGUGCAGAACGAAGUGCGCUCACAUCAGCACUGACAAAGGGAUAUCGUAAAUUCAAGGCGAUUGCCGUAGGUGAGGAA
Molecule: messenger RNA, 222 nt
Organism: Ostertagia ostertagi
Lineage: Eukaryota; Metazoa; Nematoda; Chromadorea; Rhabditida; Trichostrongylidae
Source: the annotation of a GenBank genome assembly